This is a messenger RNA of Cladophialophora psammophila CBS 110553, 762 nucleotides long. RefSeq lists its product as uncharacterized. Gene Ontology annotation, molecular function: oxidoreductase activity. NCBI's taxonomy places the organism in Eukaryota, Fungi, Ascomycota, Eurotiomycetes, Chaetothyriales, Herpotrichiellaceae. The transcript has a single exon. Bases 1 to 762 code for a protein of 253 amino acids. The record is from RefSeq and is a predicted model, not a curated record.
AUGUCGAGGUUUCAGGACAAGGUAGCCUUAGUCACUGGUGGUGCCUCUGGCAUCGGCCUGGCAGUGUCUCAGACUCUGGUGAGAGAUGGAGCAAAAGUGGUGAUCGGCGAUAUCAACAUCGAUCUGGCCAAGAAAUCGGCAGCAGCCAUCGGAUCACGAGCCGUGGCCAUCGAGUUUGAUCAAGGAGACGCGAAGAGCGUCGAGUCUGCCGUUGCGUUCGCGGAAGAAACGUUUGGCGGACUCGAUCUAGCUGUAAAUGCCGCUGCAAUUCAGGGGCCGCUCGGCAAGAUCUUGGAGAUGGACCCAAAAAGCAUCGAAAACGUGUAUAGGGUCAACACCUGUGGUAUAGCGUACUGCCUGCUCUACGAGCUUGCAGCGUUGAAGCGGCGUGGGGGCGGCGCCAUUGUCAAUAUUGCCAGCAUUUCUGGGAUGCGUCCAACACCUGGUCUCGGGGUUUACUCCGCCAGCAAGACGGCUGUGAUCUCGCUCACCAAUGUCGCUGCUGCAGAAUAUGGGCCUGACAACAUCCGUGUCAACGCCAUCAGUCCAGGCUAUGUGGACACCCCUCUACUCGACCAACGAUUGGAUCGGAAAUGGAUCGCAUCUAUCACCCCGAGCAGGAGAUGUGGCCAGCCUCAAGACCUGGCUGAUGCUAUCUGCUUCAUGCUAUCAGACGAUGCCAGACAGAUCUCUGGCACGAAUCUGCAGGUUGACGGAGGACUGAUCGCUUCAUUCUCGAUAGUUCCUCCAGACCCGGAGUGA